Seminavis robusta is the source of this 2574-nucleotide messenger RNA. NCBI's taxonomy places the organism in Eukaryota, Bacillariophyta, Bacillariophyceae, Naviculales, Naviculaceae. The record is from the annotation of a GenBank genome assembly.
AUGAUGAGGCAAUCAUCUCGUCGUUUGACGACGUUGGCUCGCAAUGCUGCUGCUGCUAGUAGUAGAAGCCUCAAUUCUACUAGUAGUAGGCUAGCAGCAGCAGCCAGAGGAGUGUUUCCCAAAGCCAUGGCAGUUCCAUGCCUGGAGACCCCUUAUUAUUGGAGGGAUUCUCAUCAUCAUUCUUCACCAUCCAUGUCAUACCGUCACUUUUCGUCGCAGCCCUUGGGAAAUGUCAUGGGAGGUGGUCAACAGCAACCACCACAAAAGUCAGCGUUGGAACAGUAUACCGUCGAUUUGACAGCCCAAGCCGAAAAUCACAAACUGGAUCCCAUUAUUGGACGACACGAAGAAAUCCGUCGAUGUCUGCAAAUCUUGGCACGAAGGACCAAGAAUAAUCCCAUUUUGAUUGGAGAGGCUGGCGUGGGGAAAACGGCCAUUGCGGAAGGAUUGGCACAACGCAUUGUCAGUGGAGAAGUCCCCGAGUCCAUGAAAGACAAGCGAGUCCUACGUUUGGAUGUCACUGGGUUGGUCAGUGGGGCCAUGUUUCAGGGACAGUUUGAACAACGAUUGCAGGAUGUCAUCAAGGAGGUCCAGGCACAAGCGGGAAAGAUUAUCCUCUUUAUUGAUGAGAUUCAUACCAUGGUGGGAGCAGGACGCACCGGACAAGGUGGCAAUGACAUGUCCAACAUGUUAAAGCCUGCCUUGGCGCGAGGAGAGCUACAGAUGCUGGGGGCAACUACGCUUGAUGAGUACCGCAUCAUGGAAAAGGAUGCGGCCUUGGCGCGACGCUUCCAGUCGGUGUAUUGCAAGGAACCGGAUGUGGAAGAUACACUUUCUAUUUUGAGAGGGCUCAAGAACCAAUAUGAGUUGCAUCACGCUGGAAUUCGUCUUCUAGACGAAGCACUGGUCGCGGCAGCCACCCUUAGUGAUCGAUAUAUAACGGACCGAAAGCAGCCUGACAAGAGCAUUGAUCUUGUGGAUGAAGCCUGCAGUCGAUUGCGACUGGAACAGGAAUCCAAACCCGAAAUCAUUUGGAAAGUUGAACGCGAUUUACUGACACGACAAAUUGAAUUGAGUGCCCUGGAGAAUGAAGAUGAUCCCAAAUCGUUAGCACGAAAACAGUCUGUCCAAGAGCAAGUCGAUCGACUCAAGGCAGAAAUGGAACGGUUGACGAAUAUCUGGCAACAAGAAAAAAAUGAACUCAACAAGAUUCGGGACCUCAAGGAAGAAUUGGAACAGGCAAGGGCCGAAGCGGACCGGGCCAGGAAACGUGGAGACUACACAAAGGCGGGUGAGAUGCUCCACGGCGCAAUUCCAAAGCUUGAGGAUCAACUGGCCGAACUGGAACUAGCCGAAGCUGAGGGGGGCAACAAUAAGAAAAAGAAGAACAAAAUGCUAGAAGAGGCGGUCACAGCGGACGCGAUUGCUACCAUUAUCGCACGACACACGGGUAUCCCAGUGUCUAGAAUCACUGGCAGCGAAUCGCAAAAGUUGUUGACCAUGGAGGACAAGCUUCGGGAGCGUGUAGUUGGUCAGGACCAUGCUUUGGAAGCUGUGUCCAACUGUGUACGACUGGCCAGGACUCGGCUUCAGGCAAACGAUCGCACUCUGGGAAACUUUUUGUUCCUCGGUCCGACCGGAGUUGGAAAGACGGAGUUGUGCAAAGCGCUAGCGGAGUUUAUCUUCGACGACCCGAAUGCCAUGACUCGGAUUGAUAUGAGCGAAUACGGAGAGAAGCAUACUGUGUCGCGCUUGAUUGGAGCCCCACCUGGCUAUGUCGGCUACGACGAAGGCGGCGUCUUGACAGAAAGCAUUCGACGACGCCCCUACCAAGUUAUCUUGUUGGACGAAUUCGAGAAGGGCCACCGCGAUGUGUGGAAUCUACUGUUGCAGCUGUUUGAUGAAGGUCACUUGACUGAUUCUCAUGGGCGUCAAGUGGAUUUCCGCAAUUGUAUCAUCGUCAUGACUUCCAACCUUGGUGCGCAUGUCCUAGCCGAUCUCCCUUCGCACUUCAAGGGCACGGAACCGGAGGUCGAGGAGAGCAUCAUGGAUGUUGUCCGACACACGCUUAGUCCCGAGCUCUUGAACCGCAUCGAUGAAACGGUGAUCUUUAAUCGUUUGCAACGUGAGAACAUGGACCGUAUUGCAGAAAUUGGGGUUCAAGAUAUUGCUCGACGUUUGGAGGACGGGCAGAACAUGAUUCUUGAUGUCAGCGGUCCGGCUCGAGACUGCAUCGCUGAAAAGGGCUUCGACAUCCGCUAUGGUGCGAGGCCACUGAAGCGUGCUCUUGCGAAAGAACUACUCAAUCCACUUAGUCGCUUGGUCCUGGAAGGAUCCGUUAUGGAUGGUGACAGAGUGUUGGUACGAACACGAGGGGAGGCAGAGAAGGACAAGGAUGAUUUCCCGCACGGUUGGAUCAGCUCCAGCCCAGCCUCCACCGACAAGAAUGAUGUUGUGAUUAUCCGUAACCACGAGAUUAAGCCUCCUAACGAGGAAAGCUGGGACGAUGAGGAGAUUUUGUUAGAUGAUGAAUCCCAAUUCGGUUUGGAGGAUGGGCCACAAGACAAGAGGUAG